CAAGGGCGAGGCCUCCUGGGAGCCCAGCCAUCCCCCAAGGCAGGGAGCUCAGAGCAAGUGAGACUGAACUCAGCCUGGGUCUGGCUGGGGGAGAUCCUGGACCGCCCACUUACUCCCCUGACCACCCACCACCAUGGCCCUGGCCCAACAGCUGCGGGUGGAGAGCGACUUCGAGCAGCUUCCUGAUGACGUGGCCAUCUCUGCCAACAUCGCCGACAUCGAGGAGAAGAGAGGCUUCACCAGCCACUUUGUUUUUGUCAUCGAAGUGAAGACAAAGGGGGGAGCCAAGUACCUCAUCUACCGCCGCUACCGCCAGUUCUACGCCCUGCAGAACAAGCUGGAGGAGCGGUUUGGGCCGGAGAGCAAGAACAGCCAGUUCACCUGCAGCCUGCCUACACUCCCAGCCAAAGUCUACAUGGGUGUGAAGCAGGAGAUUGCCGAGGCCCGGAUCCCAGCCCUCAACGCCUACAUGAAGAGCCUCCUCAGCCUGCCCGUCUGGGUGCUGAUGGACGCGGACGUCCGCAUCUUCUUUUACCAGUCGCAGUACGACUCAGAGCAGGUGCCCCAGGCGCUGCGCCGGCUCCGCCCCCGAACCCGGAAAGUCAAAAGCAUGUCCACCCAGAGCACCAGCCUUAAACCCAUGGAAGCACCAAAAGCCGAGGCCCUGUUUGAUUUCACCGGGAACAGCAAGCUGGAGCUGAGUUUCAAAGCUGGAGAUGUGAUCUUCCUUCUCAGUCGGAUCAACAAGGACUGGCUGGAGGGCACAGCCCACGGAGUCACGGGCAUCUUCCCGGGCGCCUUCGUGAAAAUCCUCAAUAACUUCCCUGAGGAGGACGACCCUACCAACUGGCUGCGCUGCUACUACUACGAGGACACCAUCAGCACCAUCAAGGACAUUGCGGUGGAGGAAGACCUCAACAGCACACCCCUGUUCAAGGACCUGCUGGAGCUCAUGAGGCGGGAGUUCCAGAGAGAGGACAUUGCCCUCAAUUACCAGGAUGCGGAGGGCGACCUGGUGCGCCUGCUAUCGGACGAGGACGUGGGGCUCAUGGUGCGGCAGGCCCAAGGCCUCCCCUCCCAGAAGCGCCUCUUCCCCUGGAAGCUGCACAUCACCCAGAAGGACAACUACGGUGUCUACAACACGGCUCCGUGAGUGGCGGUGGCCUGAGGGACCAGGAGGGUGGACGCCGUCAUGCUCAGGGGCACACCAGGACUUUCAGGAAAGGCUCAGACUUCGGGCUCCAAGGCUGAUGGUUGGGCUGUGCUUGGCUUGCACUCUGUUUCUACAUUUACCCAUGCAUUAAAGAAACCAUUUCAUGUCAGAGGAAAGGAUUGGGGAAAAUUGUAUCGUCUGUGGACAGAGAGAAAAGGGAAUAAAAUACCAUUUAAUAAA
Messenger RNA from Dipodomys ordii (Ord's kangaroo rat), 1393 nucleotides. RefSeq names its product neutrophil cytosolic factor 4, 40kDa (gene Ncf4). Lineage: Eukaryota; Metazoa; Chordata; Mammalia; Rodentia; Heteromyidae. The coding region runs from base 134 to 1153 and encodes 339 amino acids. Gene Ontology annotation, biological process: respiratory burst; superoxide anion generation; phagocytosis. The record is from RefSeq and is a predicted model, not a curated record. Gene Ontology annotation, molecular function: protein binding; phosphatidylinositol binding; superoxide-generating NADPH oxidase activator activity. The transcript has 10 exons. Gene Ontology annotation, cellular component: NADPH oxidase complex.